CGAGAAAGGACAGGCGUCGAGAGCUGGCCACUUCCGCACUUCCGCUUUCCGGCCCAGCCAGCGCCCGCGAUGACUGCCACUCUCCGCCCCUACCUGAGUGCCGUGCGGGCCACACUGCAGGCUGCCCUCUGCCUGGAGAACUUCUCCUCCCAGGUCGUUGAACGACACAACAAGCCGGAGGUGGAAGUCAGGAGUAGCAAAGAGCUCCUGCUACAGCCCGUGACCAUCAGCAGGAAUGAGAAAGAAAAGGUUCUGAUUGAGGGCUCCAUCAACUCUGUCCGGGUCAGCAUUGCUGUGAAACAGGCUGAUGAGAUUGAGAAGAUUUUAUGUCACAAGUUUAUGCGCUUCAUGAUGAUGCGAGCAGAGAACUUCUUUAUUCUUCGAAGGAAACCAGUGGAGGGGUAUGACAUCAGUUUUCUGAUCACCAACUUCCACACAGAGCAGAUGUACAAACACAAGUUGGUGGACUUUGUGAUCCACUUCAUGGAGGAGAUUGACAAGGAGAUCAGCGAGAUGAAGCUGUCGGUCAAUGCCCGUGCACGCAUUGUGGCUGAGGAGUUCCUCAAGAAUUUUUAAACCGUUUGGCUGGAUCUCGUGGCCUUCCCCCUCGGACUCCCUGUGUCUCUGCAAAGGCAUCCUGGAGCCACUCUCCACAGCAUCGGCAGCAGUGGGGAGCUGGGUCGGGGUGGGCAUUAGAUGCGGGAGGGGGGUGGUGUGCUUGCUAGCUGGGCAAGAAAGCAGCAUGGACCUGCCCCAAGGCCACAUGUGCCUGGUCAGGCUGGCUUCUGAUGUUCAGUCCCCUGGGCUGGGACAGAUUUUUUUUUUUUUAACGUCUUGAACCUUCAACUCUGUGCUUGUAGGAGACUGUAACCUGUCUUUUUUUUUUUUUUUUUUUUUU
Molecule: messenger RNA, 898 nt
Organism: Cynocephalus volans (Philippine flying lemur)
Lineage: Eukaryota; Metazoa; Chordata; Mammalia; Dermoptera; Cynocephalidae
Gene: ARPC4
Product: actin related protein 2/3 complex subunit 4
Exons: 6
Coding region: 70-576 (168 amino acids)
Biological process (GO): Arp2/3 complex-mediated actin nucleation; actin filament polymerization
Cellular component (GO): Arp2/3 protein complex; actin cytoskeleton
Molecular function (GO): actin filament binding
Source: RefSeq, a predicted model, not a curated record